AUCGUUGUUAAAUGCGCGCUGUGUUAAGGGGCCUCAAGCCGCGUUUCCCGAGUUAUCGCACUGGAAAAACACGCCACAUUUUAUCGUAUACUGUGUUCACUAUCAGCUGUUGUGAGCGAUGCGGUGUGCGGUCGCCAACACGAUAGUCAUGGUACGAAAAUACGAAAGAAUGAGUGGUCGCCAAUCCUGGAGUGAAGAAGAAAUGGCUAAAGCCGUGGCGGCCGUAGUGUCUGGCAAAAUGGGUUAUAAACUCGCCGCUAGGACCUACCACAUCCCGCGAUCAACUCUCCAAAGGCGAGCUAGUAAAGUCAGGUAUCAACAACCCGAUGAACCAAAACCUUUAAUGGGACACUACAGACGCGUCUUUACAGAAAGCCAAGAAAAAGACUUGGUCGGGUAUAUUAAGAGUAUGGAAAAGUUUUUUAUGGGCGUCUCUAGAAGAGACAUAAGAGAACUCGCAUUCCAAUACGCUGAAGAUAACAAUCUCAACCACCCGUUUGAUGUCAAUACUCGAAUGGCUGGCGAAGACUGGGUAAGGAACUUCUUAAAGAGAAAUCCAGAACUGUUACAUAAGUCAGAAAAAGAUUAUGAGCUCGAACCAGUUAAUUUCGAUCAGUUCUACCAUUUCAUGUGUCAAUCAUGAUUGAAAACGCUGCGGCUGCUUAGUCUUAAUAAAGUUCACGGUGAUGCCCACCUAAUGGAACCUCAAAA
This is a messenger RNA of Melitaea cinxia (Glanville fritillary), 711 nucleotides long. RefSeq lists its product as uncharacterized. Bases 119 to 643 code for a protein of 174 amino acids. Lineage: Eukaryota; Metazoa; Arthropoda; Insecta; Lepidoptera; Nymphalidae. The record is from RefSeq and is a predicted model, not a curated record. The transcript has 2 exons. Gene Ontology annotation, molecular function: DNA binding.